Messenger RNA from Solenopsis invicta (red fire ant), 2101 nucleotides. It is a transcript of the gene Rheb, whose product is annotated as GTP-binding protein Rheb homolog. Lineage: Eukaryota; Metazoa; Arthropoda; Insecta; Hymenoptera; Formicidae. Gene Ontology annotation, biological process: small GTPase-mediated signal transduction. Bases 847 to 1407 code for a protein of 186 amino acids. The transcript has 7 exons. The record is from RefSeq and is a predicted model, not a curated record. Gene Ontology annotation, cellular component: plasma membrane. Gene Ontology annotation, molecular function: GDP binding; GTP binding; GTPase activity.
GUUCCAGUGCAGUCUAGUGCAGGAAUAGAAAACAAGCCUUAAUUCUCCCAAGAAAAAACGCUGUUUGUCGACUCUUUUCUCACUUCUCAUAUUUUCAUUUCACAUGAAAAUUUUUUCGUAAAUACGUGCGAUUAGCUAUGAUAAAUGGCAAACCGUCCGUAAAUGUUUGUUACUUAUGCCCCCUUUCUAUCAACCUAAAUUGACUAUAAUGAUCUUGGUUUAAUUUAUAUUUAAUCACGAUUUUAACGUUUCAAAAUAAAAAAAGCUGCAGUGACUGUCAAGCUGUCAAACGCAACUCAACGCAACUGAUGGAACGCGUCAUCCGGAAGUGUCGGACUUGAAACGCCAAGACACAUGACGCUGAGUGUAUACACGUCAUUGACGUCAUCUAGUGCUCUCUUUCCCUUCCCCUCUCCUCUCUAUCCUCACUCCUUUUUCCUCUCCCCCUUCGGUACGUCGCUCUGAUUGUACGUAUGUAUGUACGCGUGCGUCCGUAGUAUGUGCAGCAAACAGUGCACGGCAGUGCACGGUGCGUAGUUCGGAAUAUUAUUUGUCUUUCGGUGGCACCAAGUACAAAGGUGCUAUCGAUUCAUAAGCGAUUCCUUUUCGACGAACGUUGAUUUAUAACUCAAGGGGCGUUACGCACCGAUAUAAGACGUACUUCCGUGCAAACGUGCAUCCUUCCUUUUCUAUUUCUUUUUUCUCACUUUUUUUUAUCGUGUCGCAGCGUCUCACAAGAUCACCAAUCCAUCAUCAAUCAAGUCUGCAGAUAGUAUGUUUUAACUGGAUUAUGUAUCAGCUUUCACUGAAUAUCUUUGCCACUUUUCAGUUUGUAAAUACUACAACAUGCCACCCAAGCAGAGGAAAAUAGCUAUUAUGGGCUAUAGAUCUGUAGGUAAAUCAUCCCUUAGUAUACAGUUCGUCGAGGGACAAUUUGUAGAUUCGUAUGAUCCUACAAUAGAAAAUACAUUCACAAAAAAUACACGAGUAAAUAGUCAAGAUUAUGAAAUCAAGUUAGUAGAUACAGCUGGUCAGGAUGAAUAUAGUAUAUUUCCUACUCAGUAUUCGAUGGAUAUCCAUGGCUACGUUCUGGUAUACAGCAUAACCAGUGCAAAAAGUUUUGAGAUUGUACAAAUUAUUUAUGAAAAAUUACUCGACAUCACUGGAAAGCUCCAUGUCCCAAUUGUAUUAGUAGGCAAUAAAACUGACCUAUACGUUGAUCGUAUGAUCACGACAGAGCAGGGAAAGCGCUUAGCGAGUUCCUGGAACGCAGCAUUCCUAGAAACCAGUGCAAAACAAAAUGAGGUAUAUAUGCAGUCUGUUGCAGAUAUUUUUCACACACUACUGAAGGAAAUCGAAAAGGCCAAUGGAAAUGUACAAGAAAAGCAGAGUUGCAUUAUUUGUUGAAUUGCUUGAACUGAUGGCGUUAACAAAAAUGUAAAUGUGUAAAAUUCGGUAAAAAAAAACCAUUGGCAUAAUACUCUGAUACCUUUACAAUCCCAUUAAGUUAAAUACAAGUGUCAAAAGUGUAAAAAGAAAAAUGGUGCAUGUAAAACAGUUACAUACAAUUUUUUUCGCCAUAUACAAUGUUAUUUAUAUUUAGUUAUGGAUAUACACAUGACACAACAAUGGAUUAUAUUAUUUACUAAUCAAUGGUUAUUAUUUUUACGAAAUAAUUGAUACUUAUUUAUAUUCUGGUUUUCUCAAUUUGUGUAUUAUAUAAUUAAGACUAAUCUAACAUAUCAUUAUUUUAAUUUAUGUCUGAUAAUGUUCAGGGUACUCAAAUAGAUGUAACAUUAUAUAAUUAUUAAGAGAAGUCGACGCUCAUAAGUUAUAGUUCUAGUUAAGUUAUAAGGUUUCUUUCCUUUUUAAUGCAUUUAAAAUAAUUUUGUUUUAUGAAAAAAAAUGGUUAUCAAAGGAAUUUUAAAAUUACAAUAUUUCUACAUAAAUAUGAAUCAUAUAAUGCGUUUUCGUUUAUUAUAAAUAUAUAUAAAUUAAAAUUUGUUAAUACGUUCAUUGAUUUAUUGAAUGUGCAGGAAAAUAAGGAUAUAGUGAUACCAUAUAUUUUAUUAUGUAAAAAAUUAAAAAGGAUGUGCCAAUA